Messenger RNA from Priapulus caudatus, 2276 nucleotides. Its product is annotated as guanine nucleotide-binding protein subunit beta-like protein 1. The transcript is spliced from 3 exons. The coding region runs from base 24 to 965 and encodes 313 amino acids. The record is from RefSeq and is a predicted model, not a curated record. Gene Ontology annotation, molecular function: protein binding. Lineage: Eukaryota; Metazoa; Priapulida; Priapulimorpha; Priapulimorphida; Priapulidae.
UUGAAUUCCAUGCACAAUCAGUCAUGAGGAGAGAAAGUCCAGAUCCUCUCUUCAUGCUGCACGGCAGCAAUGCACCAAUCUCCGCUGUACACUUCUGGAAUCCUGGAGAGGGCAGCAAGUGGAAGCUGCUGUCAGGUACAGCGCAGGGAAAGAUUCAUAUAUGGGAUGUGGAGUCACGGCGGUCUGAUGUCAUUCUGUCUACUGCUCAUGGAAAGGGAAUCCUGUGGUUAGAGGGACUAGACUCCAACAGCUUCCUUAGUCAGUGUCGAGAUGGAGAACUUUCUAAGUGGACACUGGAGGCAGCUGGCUGGCAGUCUAAAUGUAUCGGAAGAACCGGCGUCGGAUUCUGCGGCAGCAGUCGCUCAGGUUCGCUGCUCGCUAAACCCGCUGCAGACGACCGCAGCUUCGAGCUCAUUGACCUGACCUCCGGCAAUGUCGCGCAGACGUUCCGCGCCGGCGACGACGCUGGAAUGCCGAUGUGCGUCGCGCUGCGGCGCCGCGACAUGACCGACGCACCAGUGCUGUUUGCCGGCUACGAGAGCGGGGAGGUGCGCGCGUGGGACGCGACGGGACGUGGUGAGGUCGGGACCUCGCUGCGACCUCACCGCGACCCCGCGCUGGCGAUGGAUGUCGACGCGACGCUGAGGGGCGUGUCCGGCUCCGUCGAUGAGGCGCUGCAGGGGUGGCGCCACCACGAGGGCCGCCUGGUGGACGGCGGCAGUACUACGAUGACGAGCGCGGGCGUCGGUGCCGUCACGAUUCGGGACGAUCGCGCGAUUGUCGCCGUGGCGCGGUGGGACUCACACAUCUCUGUCUUCGACUGGAAGAAGUUCAAGCCGCUGGCCGUGUUGGCCUGCCACCAGGAGGCAGUGCAGUGCUUGGAUUUUCGGACAGCUAGCGUGGAACCGCAUUUACUAGUGGCGGGCUCCAAGGACACCCUACUUUCAGUCUGGCAGCUGUACUAGACAUAGAGUAAAGGGUGCCUUUGUGCGUGUGCAAGAAUAUCAUAGGAGCUUAUGAGUGAUGUGCAUAGACAAAAUAACGGUGGAGUUUAUAAACAUGUAUGUUACUGUUAGUGCCCGAUUGAGAAGUGGUGACAUGGUGUUGAGAUGAAUUGUUGAUUUUCUCAAGAGUUAAAAUUAAGAUAAGAUAAGAUAAGAUAAGAUACCCAUCGGUAUGUGGCAAAAUACAUAACAUGAGCUAUACAGCUCUUUGACCGAUAUCAAACAAUGGUAGAAUAACAGUAGUUUAAAAACAGUAUUAAGAAUUUACAAAAUAAAAACAAUAAAAACAAUUACAAGCUGACAAAUGAGACACAGCAAUAAGAUAAAAUAAAAGUAAUUACAAGUGUGAAGUGAGACAGAAGGCCUGUACACAAAAAUGCCUGUAUGCCGGAAGAAAUUAUAGUAAUUUACAUAGAGCACACCGGCAUUCUGUACCAUUCCACGUAUUUAUAAGUUUUUUAAACACCUUAGGACUUUCACUAUCGCGUAAACAUUGUGGUAGUUCAUUCCAUAGGUUGGCACCAUAGUAACAAAAACUUUUUUUCCCAUAUGUUACAGUUAUAAGACGUGGGACCUUUACAUUUUUACUGCGUAGAUUAUAACAAAUAUCUUUGGGUGAGAUCAAAUUUGACAGAUAGGAUGGACAGUGUCUGGUUAGGAUCUUGUAAACCUCUUUAGCAAUCUGUCUUUGUCUACGUAGGCCUAGUGAUGUAGACACGUCUUUCAAAAGGAGUGAUUCAUAAUCACUGCUAUAGUCUUGAUACACAUGGCGUAGAGCACGGCAGUUUAACUUUUCCAACUUUUUACUGUUGGCUUCACUACAAAAAUGCCAUAUAAUGGGACAAAAAUUACAAUUUGAUUUGAUGAAGGACUGGUAAAUUAUCUUCCUACAACUAGUAGGUAUGUACCUUCCAAUGCGUCGCAGCACAUUGAUUUGCCUAGCGGCUUUUUUACAAAUAUUUGAUAUGUGAACAUAAAAAUUUAACAUGUAAUCGAGGGUUACACCAAGUAGUUUAACAUCAUCACUACACUUUAUGUCAGCACCCUGAAUACUGAAGGUAGGAUUCCUAUUGUGGGUAUCUUUACCCACUGCGAGGCCUUGAAAUUUGCCUGGAUUGGCCUCCAUCUGGUUUUCAGAAAACCAGUCAACAAGAACCUCAGCCUCCAGGGUCUCUUUCAUAACAUCAAAGUCUUUGUUUGCGUAAGUAAUUGUGUUAUCAUCUGCAUAGUUAUACAGUGUUGUUUUAUGAAUGAAAUAAAAUAUAUCAUUUA